Molecule: messenger RNA, 4682 nt
Organism: Hippocampus zosterae (dwarf seahorse)
Lineage: Eukaryota; Metazoa; Chordata; Actinopteri; Syngnathiformes; Syngnathidae
Product: kelch-like protein 10
Exons: 5
Coding region: 2736-4502 (588 amino acids)
Molecular function (GO): protein binding
Source: RefSeq, a predicted model, not a curated record
CUAUUGCUGUCAAGUAAUCAAAAAAUUGUAAGAUUAAUUAAUUAUGAUCUGCAAUUAAUUGAUCUAAUUAAUCUAUAUUUUAAUCAAAUCUAAAAAGUGCAGAGAAAACCCCUAUUUUCAUUUUUAAUUCAUUACAUUAUUGAGGCAACCUUUUAGUUUUGACGACCAGGGGGAAUAUCACUGGGGUUUUUGGGGGGUAAAUCUCUAAAUAAUAAAAUAAAAAUAGAACAUCAGGUCCAUAAAAAGUGCUUAGGUUAACAUAUCAAAAAGAGUAAGAACAUUUUUCUGAGCAAUACAAGUACUCUUAGGAUAAUAAAAAAUAAACAAGAGCCCCUUAAAUCACAGUGCAAUGUAAAUUAGCACUUCAGAAAUAACACUGUUCAUCAUAAAUAAAGUGCUGAAAUAAACAUCAACCACUUCUGGUUGGCUACUGAGGACACAGCAACUAUGCUGACUUCAUGCCUAGUACGCAAGGUGUUCUCCUCGAGUUUAGUUUGGUGAAGCGCUUUGCUUUAGUUCGCUAUAUUGCUAACACUUUUGGUGCUAACUUUAGCUGUGAAUUAACUUGCGACUGGGCGCUGUGCAUUAAUGGGGGAUGCUAAACUUGAGUUCCUUAGGUGGUCAGUAAACUCCUUCCUACAAAUUUGGCACAACACUCUACUUUUAUCAAUAGUGCCGUCAGGGUGUUUUUGAAAAGUAAAUUUUUCAUUCAUUGUGCCGAGAAUUCUCGCAUGCUCCCCCAUCUCCUCUCCUCACCGCUGCUUACUGAGCCUGCCCAACUCCAAUGGGAGCCAAUCAGUUUAUGCUCAACAAGCCCAAACAUAAUGACAGCUAAUCAAUGUCCGUCUCAGGCUCUGACUGACAGUUGUUUGACCACCCUCAACUACUCGAACACAGGAAGCCAACACAUGAAAAGGGAGAUUAUAAAAAGGCAAUCAACAAUAAAGUUAGAGAUUAAUAUUUAGAUUAACGCGAUUAAAAAACAUAAUGCGCUAAAUAUGAUAGCAAUUAAUUAUUCACAAUUAACGCGAUAAAUUGAUACCUCUAAUUGUAACAAUACGCUCUUUCUAUUUAUACGUUUCCUUGCCUGUAGAUUCUCAGUUAAUUAGCACAUGGUUUUCCACAAAAGUUGAAACAAGGCAGCUAGACUCUUAAUAACUGUUGAAAACAUUUCACCUUUAAUGCAAAAGGCAAAUUGCAAUUGCAAGUGCGGAGUCACCCUAUUUUUGUCUUUAGUGGGUUGUAUCCCAUCGAGGUCGCUGCUUGAUGGUUGUUCUUUUGUGAAUGUUUAGUUUUCCUGCUGCUGCUUUUGACCAGUGAUUGCUCUUCACUUUGUCGGUAUGUCUUUGCAUUAAAUACUUUUGUACUUUUGAGUCUACGUUUGUGGGAUCUGAUUGCCGUUCAGUUUGUUCCCGAACUGUGUCAACAGUAGUGCUUGAACUUGCAUAUGAGCAAAUUUACAAGUUCCAUAUGAUUUUUUUGACUUGUGCUGCAAGCAAAGAUUUGAGUUACGGAUUCAUUUUUAUCCUCAACAACCAACUGAAGUAAAAAAAAAAGAGCAAUGAAGGUGGAAUCUCUUAAAUGUAACCACAAUUCACCAACAAAUCAAUUUACAAUCUUUUCACAAUUGUUGCUUGAGUUCGUGAACUAUACUACUUGACAUCUAGGCACCGUAAAUGGCAUCGGCUCUGUACAUUGCAUUGUCAGGUAUCUGUUUUUUUCCCCUUUCUGUACAUUUUUGCCAAACCUCUUGGUUUUGGCACCCGAAGAAAGUGAUAUUACUCAGCUGUUACUGGCGACAAUAGAAGCUGGUCUUUACGUGUACUUAUGAUGUUUUGUUAUAUUUUCAUAUUUCCAUUUUAUAGUCUUAUUUUUCUUUGAUUUAAAAAUAUAAAACUACUUCAAAAAUGCACUGUGGUGUUGUAAAAUGUUGAAUCCACUGUAAGAUUAUGCACAGUUUGAGCAUUUAAUUCAGUGAUUCUCUCACAUACCCCGCUUUGUUACAGUUGCAGCGGUUGCAAAAGCGCCAUAUCAAUAAAGAUGAGUUGAUUUUAACUCAGGAAGAUAUCAGAGAGAUCAUUGCUGCUUUUGAACUGAGAAAAAUGAGCAACCAAGGACGGAAGCCUCAACAGUGAGGUCCACCGAAAACCUACCCACACAGAUCAGACCUAUUUUUUGACCUCCAUCUCCCAAACCCUACACUCUCAGACCAAGCUGUUGCACCCCAAGGACAAAAGCAACCUCAGCAAUGUUGAAUACAGUUCAGUUUAGCGUAGUUUGGUGAGGAGUGCAGUGUCUUCUUGAUUAGAGAAACCAACAAACCCCAACACGGAACACAGGUCAGCCUCUACAGGUCCAAAGUCAGCAAUUCGUUUGCAACGCACCGACAAAUAAGGGACUGUCCUUGAGGACAACAAUGUUUAAGUUGAAAUGUCUCUCACGACUAAGAGUCAGUUCCCGUGGUAUAACGUUGGCGGUGUUCUUUGGCUUGAAUUUGUUACAAAUUUGUUGUUUGCGGUUUUGGGCAUGAAACAAUUGUGGACAAGUGAUGUUUUCCUUAAUUCUGACAUGGGGGCGCUUUGAUGAUGCGUCAAGGAGCUUUUGACACAGGACAUCAUUGGGAUGUAAUGGCAUGACCCAAUCUUGCGGCAUGCCACCCAAGUUCCCUUGCUGCAUGUCAUUUGUGCCGCGACCCGGCAGGACUACAAAGUGUCACGAAAUGGUCAAAAUUCAAGAUGAAUUGUGUGGAUGGUAGACUUACAAGCAAGUGCGUAGAAUGUGUGUACGAGGAACUGCGACAGACCCGAGGUCUCAGCGACGCACUUAUAAUAGUCGACCAUGUGGAGUUUCACGUCCAUAAGAUCAUCAUGUGCAACUGCAGCCCGUAUUUUGGAGCCCUCUUUCUACGUUGGUCCACCCCAGACCAGAAGGUCUAUGCCAUCCAAGGUCUUCCAGCUCACUUAAUGCAGCUCUUCAUUGAUUUCGCGUACACCGGUUAUGUGUUGGUGACAGAGGACAAUGUCAAGGACUUGUUGAUAGCCGCUGACAAAUUCAACGUCAUAGGCAUUGUCGAAAUCUGCUGCGCGUUUCUAACAGAACAGCUCUGCCCGGAGAACUGCAUCGGCAUCUGGCAGUUCACGAGGAACUGCCACACCCCUCAGCUGCAGAGCAAUGCCUACAAUUAUAUUUUAUACCAUUUUGAGGAGGUUUCUACAUCGGAUGAGCUGCGGCAACUCUCCAUGCAGGAUUUGAGUGACAUGCUCGACAGAGACGACCUGAUCGUGAAAAAGGAGAAUAUUGUUUAUGAGGCCAUCCUACACUGGAUUGCACAAGAGCCUUGGGAGCGGGGCAGAAACAUGCCGGUGCUCCUAGCCAAGGUCCGUCUUGCACUGACCAGUCAGGAGUACAUUACCAUCAACGUGCUGACAAACCAGCUGGUGCAGAACAGCCGUGAAUGCCAGGAGAUGGUCUCCUUUGCGUCACGCGUCAUUAGUCACAUGGCGAGAAACUCUGUGUCUGCAUACUGCAACUUGGUGGCCCGUCCUCGCCUGCCUUCCGCUAUCCUGCUGGCCAUUGGUGGCUGGAGCGGUCCAAGUGCCACUGAGUACAUUGAGGUGUAUGAUGUCCACGCCAACUGUUGGGACUAUCUGUUCGACAAUAUGGACCAACCCCGAGCGUACUGUGGCGCCACCUUUCUCAAUGACGCCAUCUAUUGUCUGGGUGGCUUUGAUGGCACGGAACACUACAAUACUGUCAGCCGCUUUGACCUGAGGACGCGCACCUGGCAGGAAGUGGCGCCUAUGCACUCUCGCCGGUGCUAUGUGAGCGUAACAGUGCUAAACGGCUGCAUCUUUGCAUUAGGGGGCUAUGACGGACAUGUCAGACUGAGAACUGCGGAGUACUACACGCCAGAAACCAACCAGUGGACUCUUAUUACAAGUAUGCACGAACAGAGGAGCGAUGCCAGCUGCACCACUCUCAAUGACAAGAUUUACAUUUGCGGCGGCUUUAAUGGAAACGAGCCCCUGCAAACGGCUGAAUAUUACAGCCCAGAGACCAACGAGUGGACAGUGAUGGCCCCAAUGAGCAGCCGUCGUAGUGGCGUUGGGGUCAUUGGGUUUGCUGACCAUGUUUAUGCAGUUGGCGGUUACGAUGGUGAAGUCCGUCUGACCAGUGCCGAGGCCUACAACCCUCAAACUAACAACUGGAUCGUGUUGCCCCCCAUGCAAUGCCCCCGAAGCAACUUUGGCAUUGAAGUAGUGGAGGAUUGUCUCAUUGUUGCUGGGGGUUACAACGGCGUCUCCACCACCAGCCACGUGGAGUACUAUGACCUCACCACUGGUCUGUGGUCUCCGGCUAGCGACAUGCGGAUUUCCCGUAGCGGUCUCACUUGUUGUGUGAUGACCGGACUCUACAACAUGACCCAAUGUGCUAUCAUUCGAAAUGAUCUACCAUUGCUCUUCCUGGAAGAUGAUAUGGCAGAAAUGGAUGAUGAUAUCUAAAUUUGAAUUAUCAACUGCCCUCAGAACGUAAUCGCAACCAAGAGGGAAAAAUGAAUAAAAGAUGAAAAAAACUCAUUACAACAAAAUAUGCUGAGUCAUACUUUAUUUUGUCAUUUACACUGAUAUGUGAAUAUUUGAGAGAAGUAUCUUAUUUAGGGAUCAAUAAAAUGUUCAUUUGGA